UGCACAGACGAGCUGUGGGAGGCUCCUGUCACAGUGACACUGGGACUUUAGAACGGAGCUGCUGUCAUGAGGCUGGUGUUGGUGGCUGGCAGAGAGUCCUGAGUGGGCAGUAUGGAGGAGAAUGCCAAUGUGCAGGAGCCGGGUGACCAUACCCCUGUCUUGCCAGCUCAGCCAUCCAAACUUGAGAUUAAGCGGCAUGCCAUCACUGAUGAUUACAAGGUGUCCAAGCAGGUGCUGGGCCUGGGCAUUAAUGGCAAAGUGCUGGAGUGUUACCGCAGGGGUAGUGGGCAAAAGUGUGCACUAAAGAUACUAUUGGACAGCCCAAAGGCUCGGCGAGAAGUGGAAUAUCACACCAGGGCAACAGGAGGACCCCACAUCGUACCAGUGCUAGAUGUAUACGAGAACAUACACCGAGGCAAGAGGUGCCUGCUCAUUGUCAUGGAAUGUAUGCAGGGUGGGGAAUUAUUCACACAGAUUCAGCAGAGAGGAGAUCAGGCAUUCACUGAGAGAGAGGCCUCAGAGAUAAUGCGUGAUAUUGGGAUGGCCAUACAACACUUACAUGGGCUGAAUAUCGCCCACAGGGAUGUCAAGCCAGAGAAUCUCCUUUACACCACCAAGGAAAGUAAUGCUGAGCUCAAGAUAACAGAUUUUGGCUUUUCCAAAGAAACAACACUUCAAAAUGCUUUGCAAACCCCCUGCUAUACCCCUUAUUAUGUGGCUCCAGAGGUGCUGGGUCCAGAAAAGUAUGACAAGUCAUGUGAUAUGUGGUCACUAGGUGUCAUCAUGUACAUCCUGCUCUGUGGCUACCCCCCAUUCUAUUCAAAUACAGGACAGGCCAUUUCUCCUGGAAUGAAGAAACGAAUUCGUAUGGGACAGUAUGAAUUCCCAGCUCCUGAAUGGAAUGACGUGUCAGAGGAAGCGAAGCAGAUGAUUCAAUUUCUUUUGAGGACUGAUCCAACAGAAAGGAUGACGGUUACCCAGUUCAUGAAUCAUCCUUGGAUAAAUCAAUCAAUGGCAGUACCCCCGACCCCCCUGCACACAGCCCGUAUACUUCAGGAGGAUAAAGAGCAUUGGGAUGAGGUUAAGGAGGAGAUGACCAGUGCUUUGGCCACAAUGAGAGUAGAUUAUGACCAGGUUAAGAUCAAAGAUCUCAACUCUUCCACCAAUCGACUGCUCAACAAGAGACGCAAGAAACAGACAGAUGGAGCCUCACCUCCGGGUUGCAACAACCAAUAGGACUGGAUAUCAGCACAUGGUGGACAGAGUCUUUGCCCUGUGGUUCCAGAGUCCGAACCCUCAGUGCAUAUCAAGAUAGUCACUGAAAGAUGGAACAGAUAUGCUUCUUUGGGAUGACCAUUAAGAGCUUAUUGUCAUUGGGGUUCUCUUUGUAAUUGUGCUGAAAUUCUUUUUGCUGUAAUUUUCCGAGAGAACCAUGUGCUGUGUAUAUACGUAUAAAUAUUUAUAAAAUGGGUGUGGUUAGAAUUUCAUUUUAGAUAACUCAAACCAAAGUCAAUUUUCUGAUUGGCUAAAGCCUGCAUCUUAUCCACCAAUGACAAUGAAUGUAUGUCAUCCAUCCCAUUUUCCCUGACAUCUUUUAAUUUUGAAAUGUUCGUGCUGAUCAAAAUACCUUCAUAUGGAAUAAUGGCACUAAAUUGGCACAGACAAAUAUGUCAUAGGGUUAGAAUUAACCCUUGGACGUCAACGUUUUGCAAAAAUCUGGCAUUCCACAGCUUAACCUUUGCUUUGUGCAAUAUUUUGAAUGGCAGAAGGAAUAAUAGUGACAUUUUGAUUGGUGCUGUGUUUACAGCGGCCCUUUAGUUGGAUACCAAUGAAUGGCAAAUACUCGACCUUCAUCUAGCAUUUCAGUGACUUUUGCUAUUUUUCUAUUUACACAACAACCAUCAGUAAAAAUAUCACAAAUAAAAAUACUUAAUGGGACAUUAAA
Bombina bombina (fire-bellied toad) is the source of this 1945-nucleotide messenger RNA. It is a transcript of the gene MAPKAPK3, whose product is annotated as MAPK activated protein kinase 3. Gene Ontology annotation, cellular component: nucleus; cytoplasm. The record is from RefSeq and is a predicted model, not a curated record. Bases 112 to 1236 code for a protein of 374 amino acids. The transcript is spliced from 10 exons. Lineage: Eukaryota; Metazoa; Chordata; Amphibia; Anura; Bombinatoridae. Gene Ontology annotation, molecular function: ATP binding; calcium/calmodulin-dependent protein kinase activity; mitogen-activated protein kinase binding. Gene Ontology annotation, biological process: intracellular signal transduction; toll-like receptor signaling pathway; peptidyl-serine phosphorylation.